CGGCUCUUUAGACAGCUUUAACCGAAACAUGACGGCGAAAAAAAGAGAACAGACUCCUCCAGGCUGAGAUGAAUAGAAUCUUAUUGCUGGGUCAUGUUGUGCUUGUAACAAUUCUGGCAGUGCUUCCUCUAACGUCAUGUCAGGACCCGGUGCCCAUUCAAUUCCAGAGCUCGCCUGUGCUGGCAGCUACAGGAGGCAAUGCCGUGUUCACAGUUCAGACCAUUUCCAAUGUCUUCUCCAUCACAUGGUUUGCUCCCGGAGGAGGCACUCUGGGUCAGUGGAUCAAUGGCCAGGCUGUGAUUAAUCCACUUCCUCAGUACCAAGGCAGAGUGAGCAUCACUGCGACUCAGCUCACAAUCAGCAGCAGCCAACUCAACGAUGCUGGAAACUACACUGUCUCUGUAACACCGUUCGCUUCCACCGGCCUGUCCACCAACACACGCUCCGUCACUUUGUCUGUUUACGUUGCGGUGAGUGGAGUGACCCUGUUCAUCCCCUCUGUGGUUAUUGAGGGUGGCAACGCAUCCUUAACGUGCAGCUGGACUGCAGGUUCCGGCACCAGCGUGACAUGGGGAAAAGGUAGCUCCAAUCUUCCCUCCGACCCUCGCUUCACCAUCAACGCCGGGUCUCUGAUUAUCAACCCAGUGAACAGAAACGAUGCCGGCCAGUACAGCUGCACCGUUAGUAACCCAAUCAGUAGCCAGACUGCCACGGCAAGCCUCACUGUGUACUAUGGCCCAGACACUCCUCAGGUGACGCAAUCAUCCUCCAAUUGUGUUGGUGGAGGAGACGCUACCAUUGGCCAGACAGUCCAGCUCACCUGCACCGCUGUCUCUUUGCCCCCUGCUCUCUUGUCAUGGCAGUUCAAUGGUGUACCACUGACAGCCAGCCAGGCAAACAGUGGCACGCUGAAUUUGCAGAUUUUUUCCAACAAUCAGAGUGGGCAGUACACAUGCUCAGCUCGUAACAGCAUCACAACACAAACAACGCAGCAGCAGACAAGCCUUAGCAUCGUGGGCACGUGUCUGAGUGCAGGUGCAGUCGCUGGAAUUGUUGUCGCCUGUUUUGUAGCUCUGGUCUUGAUUAUUGUUGCCAUUAUUUUGAUACUACGUCAGCGGAGAGUUGAUCAGAGACUCAGGACAGUCAUUGGACAGCAGAAGGAAAACUUAAACAACAGGCCGACAGUCGUUCCAGCACCACAUAAUGGCUAUGAUAAUCAUGGGUUUCUUGGGCAGGGUGACCAACCUGACCCGCCGAUGCACAACGAUAACAGACUUAAUCAUUCUAAAAAUCAACAAACCAGCGGCCUAAACAACAACAAUAACGAUAUAUUGACAGCAAACAGAAUAGCCAACACCAGUGCCACUCAGCCCAAUGCUGACAUGUUCUCCAAUAAUGCCACCCUCAACUCCAGAACUAACCCACACCAUAAUCAGCGAAACAAUAAUUCAAAUCGACAGAGCCCAGGCUCGUUCCGGCAAGUGGGCCAGCAGAACCCAAAUAUUCUCAUACAGACUGGCCAGACUGAUUCAGGACCUCACACAGUCUUUAUAAAUCUUAAUCCACAACCAGAACAACAGAAUGCAGCCACACAACCUCAUACUGUGCAAGUCAGCCUCAAUGCGCAUCCACCUUCUUCAGGACAGCCCAACCAUAACACCAUGCUCUACAAUGCUCAACCAAGCAAUACUGUUCACCAGGAGCUUUCUAACACUAAUCAAGCAAAUCUCCAUCAUGUCAGUGGAAUGCACUCCAGUCCUCAGACACGCACAGAUAACAUGCGUAAUACAGCACAGCCUGCCCACAGUAACACCUUAGGAAACGGACAACGCAGGGUCCACCGUGUCCCUAGUCAGAGGCGGUCGAGACAAAAUAAUGCAGUAUCAUAUCCUUAUUUAGAGCAGACUCAUACAGAGUACACAGACCACCGACUCUCUGUAUCUGUAGAUGGCUCAGAUGCUGACACACGCCUGCGUCAGAUGCCCUGGGACUGUAUGCGUGGUACACCUGCAUAUCCAAAUCGCCAAGUGGACAGUUAUGAAUCCCAGACUUCAUCAGAAUCAGACAGUGAGCAUUCAAUACCAGCUCUAAGACCCAGGAGGGCACCUGUGGAUGAGCAGGUUCGGAAUGUUUCCAGGUCUUCGAGAAGAAACCUGCUGAGAGUGCUUGCUCACAAUGCUGCACAGAGACGAACUCGGGUGGAUCGGAAUGUACCAAGACAAGUCACGCAGCCUAAUGUGGUUGCUCAGCCACGUGCUGAGAAUCAACGUCAGACUGCUCCACAGAUCAUCACAUCCCAAAGACGUGCCAUGGAUAACAUUGACGUAUCUGUUCUUCCAAGUCAAACUGUUCAAACGACUGUUCGUCCAACUCAUUUGAGCAGUCAGCCUGGUCCAGAUCAAAGGCAAACUGGACCCCUCAAUGCUGCCCCUCCAAACACCCAUGUGCUCAGUCAGGCUGCUUUGCGGCAGCACACCAACCAGAGUCCCAGACCCGUUGUAAACCACAUUCAGCAGACACAAGCUUCAUUGCAGCAUCCUGAAACUGGGGCAAUCUCUGCUCAAACCCAUCCUGCAAGGCAGAUCAUCCAGACUGGUAAAGCUGCUCCAACACCUCCUCCAGUUCUGCACCCAGGAGAGUUUAAAUCACUGCCACGUCAGCAUAUACAGAAACCACGCACUACAAAACCAGUUCAGAUGAUGAGACAUCCUGUGGUCAUACACCAUGGACAUAGACCUUCCCACAUGCCAAGACAUGCAAGAACCAUGCGUAACAACCUACACACACACCCAGUGAACCAUCACAUGGCUGCCAAUGCACAUUGGCAUGGCAACCCACAGGGCUUCCCAGUACAUACCAACCAGGUCCACAGAAGUAGACAUAAACCCUGAGGCAGCUCAGUCCACAUUAUGAUAAGGCAUCAUGGGGAAAAAAUAAAACAGGACAAAACCAUAAAUACUGAUUUUUUUUUUCUUCAGCUACAGUACGACCAUAUAUGAGUCAAACUGUACUGCUUUGGAGUAAUUUUCCACUCAUUAGUGGACAAAUGUAGAGAGAGGUGUGCAGAACUUGAGCAGUAUCCAACCAGAAAAACCAGGACAAGCCUCAAGAACCUGCUAAACGCUAAGUAAUGAUCUUCCUGUUUAGUGCCUUUGAACACACAGCCGUUUAUUCAGCAGUUGGUACACAGAUGCUUCCUCUGACGCUGCUCAAUUAGCGGCGCCUCCACGGACGAAGCGCUCGGCUAACUAUGAAGGAGAGCCACCAAACGGACGUGCUCUUAUUUAUUAUGCACAUUUGUUUAUUGCUAAUGACUUGGAAAAUGCUAAUGGCUUGGAGUGGUGGAGGUUAUCUUGAAGGGCUCGGGCAAAUUGGAUUUUGAAACUAAACACAACAAAGUAAUAAUUUGCUGUGGUUGUCUCUGUUGAGGACUAAUUACAAAUGUUAUUGGUUUUACUUCUUUUUUAAUGUAUUGUUUAUCUGUGCGUCAUGUUACGUAACUUGGUUUUAAAUUUACUCCACAUUGUGGGGUUGUGUCUAGAUUCUGAGAUAAAAAUUGGAUUAAAGUGAAAAAUAGGUCUUUCUUUAAAAAAUCUAUAUUGUCAGUAAAACACUAUUAUUUAAUAUUAUUAAAACUGCACUUUAUUUGGGUUAUUUUGUGGAAGACAGUGUUUGAUAAACAGAUUUUGAUAUAAACUGUAAUAUAUCUUUUAUAAUUAUAAUUGUUCAUAAAAUCAAUUUUAUACUUAUUUUAUACGUCUUUUUUAUGAAAGUGUGUGACUGUUUAGCUGCGUUGUUUAUGUAACGAUGCUUUUCUGUCAAAUCAGCUAAAGUGUCUAAAUAAAAAUUGGACUGGUUGUCAAGCAAAUUCACAGAAGGGGAAAGGAUGUGAAAGUCGAUAAUUUGCAGGCACCUUGACCUUUAUCUUGGUGUGAAUUUUGCUCUGCGAAUCUCCAAGCCCCUAGAAACACAAAGGGACGAGUGGUUUAAAUUUGUUUGAUUCAUUUGUUUGACAUUUAACGAAUGGUUCUAUAAUAAAA
Messenger RNA from Clarias gariepinus (North African catfish), 4040 nucleotides. RefSeq lists its product as uncharacterized. The transcript has 9 exons. The coding region runs from base 69 to 2891 and encodes 940 amino acids. The record is from RefSeq and is a predicted model, not a curated record. NCBI's taxonomy places the organism in Eukaryota, Metazoa, Chordata, Actinopteri, Siluriformes, Clariidae.